Molecule: messenger RNA, 1583 nt
Organism: Ictalurus punctatus (channel catfish)
Lineage: Eukaryota; Metazoa; Chordata; Actinopteri; Siluriformes; Ictaluridae
Product: zinc finger protein 239
Exons: 2
Coding region: 590-1411 (273 amino acids)
Biological process (GO): regulation of transcription by RNA polymerase II
Molecular function (GO): DNA-binding transcription factor activity, RNA polymerase II-specific; RNA polymerase II cis-regulatory region sequence-specific DNA binding
Source: RefSeq, a predicted model, not a curated record
GAUAAAAAAUGAUGGUGUUUAAUGCAUAUAAGUCUCACCAGUCUUAAAAAACAAAACAACAACAACAACAAAAAUAUAUAAUAAAAAAGGGCUAAUAAAAAAAAAAGUUCAACUUUAUUUUAUCUGUAUGCGAGAUAUCUCAAAUCAUCUCUGCUUUAGAGUCUGAGUAGGAGUAAAGGUGAACUUCUCAUCAGUGAAGUGAGAACACGCUUCAGAAGCGUUAGGAGAAACCGACAAGGCCGAAUGACUUCACAUUCCUUAACGAAAUCCUAAAUAAGAAACACAAAAUUGGUCGUCAUGUGUAUCGACUCAAACAACUGAUAAUGACCACGAUUAUAUCUAACGAAAGCCCAGUGUAUUUUGGUGUUAUCGUGAUGUUAAUGCUGUAGAACUUGGAGAAAGUGCAUUGGAGAAAGAAAAGCUACGAGAGAAUAAAGGUGUCCAUAAAGGUGCUGUUGAAUAUAUAUUCUUUACGUUUGGUUUGGUUUCUCCUCCAGAAAUGAAAGGUGCUCUGUUUUGAGUGCUCUCCUGCUCCUCAUGGAGACAUUCCUACAUAAGACGAUGCUCUGUUUGAGGAAAACGCUGAACUAUGACGCCCAUAGCAAUCGCUUGUAGUCAGCAAAUUUCUUUCCAUCUCAAUCCUUCUCGUGUACAAAUGCAGGAAGAUAUUAAGUGUGAGGCAGGUUUUACUCCAGACAGUACGCACCAGAGCCUCCAAAGCAUCCACACGAGAGAGAAGCCGUAUCACUGCUCGCAAUGUGGCAAGAGUUUUAAUCGACAGGGCCACCUCCUGACACACCAGCGUGUUCACACGGGAGAGCGGCCGUACCAGUGCUCGCAGUGCGGGAAGAGCUUCACUCAGCUGAGCAAUCUCCACUUACACCAGCGCAUCCACACAGGAGAGAAGCCGUACCACUGCUCCGAGUGUGGGAAGGGUUUUACUCUGCGUGGUCAUCUUCGAACGCACCGCGUCGUGCACACGCGAGAGAGGCCGUAUCAGUGCUCGCAGUGCGGCAGCCGUUUCAGUCAGCCCAGUCACCUUCGACUGCACCAGCGCAUCCACACCGGAGAGAAGCCGUACCUGUGCUCGGAGUGCGGGAAGACUUUCAGUCAGCAGAGUCAUCUCCGAAUACACCAGCGCAUCCACACGGGGGAGAGACCGUAUCGGUGUUCACAUUGUGGGAGGAGUUUCACUCACCAGAGUCAUCUGCAGCGACACCAGCUCAUUCACAGCGGCGUGAAGCCGUAUCACUGCCUGCACUGCGGGAAGAGUUUUACACACGGGAGCACGUUUCAAGCACAUCAGCGCAUCCACACCGGAGAGAAGCCGUAUUACUGCUCAGCAUGUGGACGCAACUUCACUUAUUUAAGUAACUUACAGAGGCACAAGUGCAAGAGUCAGUUAAUGUGAUUCAGCGUGUACACGUCGUAGUUUGCGUUUAUGAUAUAAUAUAACUUUUAGCCUUGAUGUCCUGUUGAAGGAAAAACUGAAUAUGUUCGAUUGUAUUCAUUUUUAUCUUAAAGCUUGUGUUGUACAGGAAUAGUUUCUGUGUAAACUGAAUAAAUUAUAUCCAUCAUGAGUA